Messenger RNA from Pistacia vera, 1418 nucleotides. RefSeq lists its product as uncharacterized. NCBI's taxonomy places the organism in Eukaryota, Viridiplantae, Streptophyta, Magnoliopsida, Sapindales, Anacardiaceae. The transcript has 3 exons. The coding region runs from base 257 to 1318 and encodes 353 amino acids. The record is from RefSeq and is a predicted model, not a curated record.
AACCCGAAGGCCUAAAGCUCUGUCUCUCUCUCUCUCUGCCUAACUUACUUUUGACAUUUUGGGACUGUUUCUUUCCAUUUUACUUAUUCAUUACAAUUUCGAAGGCAUAAACGCGAACGAUUUGAUAAAUUUUGGUCAGUUGGGUUGGAAUCUGAGUCAAAUCUCACUCAAGUAUAGCAUAAAUAACAUUGAUCUGCAGCUGGGUUUGUUGUGAAUCGUAAGAAAGUUGGACUCAAAACCCAGAUGUCUCCCUCUAAUGGAAGUUAUUCUGGCGGUGGAGAGGAUCAAACAGGAACAAUUAUAUCGAAACACCCGUUCCAAGAUGGAUACUCUUGCUGGUGUCGCCAUCAAGUAUGGUGUUGAGGUGGCUGACAUCAAAAGGCUGAAUGGGUUGGCUACAGAUCUUCAAAUGUUUGCUUUGAAAACAUUGCAGAUACCAUUACCAGGAAGACAUCCACCAUCUCCUUGUUUGUCUGACGGUUCUGCCUCUUCAGGAGAAAACUGUAAAGAAAGGACACCCCCACGUCUAGGCUAUUCUAAUAUGUUGGAGUCAUUAGAGUCCCUAAGAAUAAAAUCAUCUCAACAGAAGGUUUCUCCUGCCUCGAGAACUUUAAAGAAGGCCUCUCCAGCUAUGAGCACUCUACAGAAUUACUAUGGCCUUAAACCUCCAAAUCACAAGGGUGCUUCUGAAGGCAUGGAGAUGGCAGUUUAUAGAACAAGGAGUUCAGAUUACCUAAAUGAAGAACUGCUUGCUGAGACCUCACCAAUGUCUGAUCUUUUUUCAAACUUCCACCAAGAGCGAAGACACUCAGCUAAUGGAUUUAUUCAUGAGAAUGGUGCAAUGGCUGACUAUGUGCCUCUUGCUGAAGCAGGUGAGUCAGAGGGGGAGAAAUCUAAUGAGAAGUCUGUCCGAAGGCGUCAGAAAGCUGAAAUUGAUACACCUGAAAGGUUAUUGAAAGAAGAAAAUGGUGGUGGAAGCAGUGGUUUUUCACCUGUAACAGGAAAGGGUUUAGCCAUGAGGCCAAAAUCAACCAGUCGAACAGCACUGGCCACUGAUUCAGAGUCGGGCUGGCUGAGUACUAUUCCAGUGGGCUUGGGAGAUUCUAUAAUUACUGAUGGACCUGUUGGGGUUCGUAAAUCAUCAAGCACGCCAAGCUUCCUAGACCAGGAUAGCAGUAGUUCAUCCGUUUGGCCAACUACGAAAUGGACUUUGAAACCUGACUUGCAGGCUCUCUCAACUGCAGCUAUCACAAGACCAAUCUUGAAUGGUUUACCAAAGCCUAUAAGUGGUCGCAGGGGUAAAGCUGCCCUUGAUUAGCUUACACUCCAGCACACUGGUAAAAUCAAUUUUUUUUUUUUCUUCACUUUGGUCUCGUGGAAUCGAAUUUCUCAGCAAUAGCUACAAAGUGUAAUUAAAA